Adineta ricciae is the source of this 438-nucleotide messenger RNA. Lineage: Eukaryota; Metazoa; Rotifera; Eurotatoria; Adinetida; Adinetidae. The record is from the annotation of a GenBank genome assembly.
AUGUCAUGCAAGACUAUUGCAAAGAAGCAUCCUAGAAAAGGAAGUCAAAAUGGCAAUACAACGCAAAAAUUUAUUCAUCAAUUUGAAAGUGUAUUAAACGAAGAUAUGGUUACAAUUACAAAUUCAACACAAUCAACUUCAUCUGCAUCAUCGACAAGAAACAAACGGACAAUUAUGGAAAGUAUGAACGAAACAUCAAAUCAAGACGAAUCAGCCGAUAGUAUGGAAGAGAGUACGGAUGUUGAUUCUCGUAAAUCAGAAGUUUGGCGUUAUGCUGAAAAGCUUCCAGGUGGCAAAGCCAAAUGUAAUAGUUGCGAACUUAUAAUUUCGUGCAAAGAUCAUAAUACAACCGGCAUUCGUCGACACUUAUCUCGAUGUUUGAACCUUUCUCAAUUUAUUAGUGUCAAAUCAAACUUUCGACAAAUCGAUCAAUCAUGA